Molecule: messenger RNA, 1604 nt
Organism: Mytilinidion resinicola
Lineage: Eukaryota; Fungi; Ascomycota; Dothideomycetes; Mytilinidiales; Mytilinidiaceae
Exons: 2
Coding region: 140-1330 (396 amino acids)
Source: RefSeq, a predicted model, not a curated record
UCUACCUCUUCUUCUCUAUACCAAUUGUACUUUCUUGUGUCCAUAGCUUUGAUAUUGCGUUGAGCUCGAUAGCUUGCGCAAGUCAUCCAGUCUUAUACCACCUUUAUAUCUUCAAUUCUUCCCUCACGGGCUCUUCAACAUGGUCUAUACCGAUAUUCAUAUGCCUCUCCCUGGCUUCAUUGCCCUGGACUGGACUCUUAUGACAGUGGCCCUAAUCCCCAUCCUCCUCCGCCUCUCUCUCCGCGCUCGCCGUCACGGGCGCCAUUCCCUCUCCAUCAACCUCUCCGACGGCUUCGUCCUCCUAGCAUGGCUCUCCGGCAUCGUCCUCAUCAGCAUCAACACAUGGAAAAACCACCUCCGGGAGCGCUACACCCACGCCCCGCGCUCAUCCAUCUACUACGGCGUGCCCAUAGACCAAGCCGCCCACCUCCUCUACGUCUCCUGGAUCUCCCUCUUCUUCAUCUACAUCUCCCUCUGGGCCUCCAAAGCCGCCUUCCUCGCCUUCUACUACUCCAUCCUCAGCCUACAAGGCCGCACCACGCGCAUCGUGCUAUGGGCCGCGAGCGGCUUCACCCUCGCCACCUUCAUCCUGCACAUGUGCCUCAUCGCGUUCUGGUGCGCGCCGAUCGCCAAGAACUGGAACGUCGACGGCCACUUGUGCUCAGCCGUGCACUCGAUCAACUCGGUCACGGUAUCCACUUUCACGAAUGUCGCGACCGAUCUGGUCAUUCUGAGCAUCCCGAUCUCGACGCUCGUGGGCCUGCAGAUGGGAAGGGCGGAGCGCACGGGGCUGCUCUUCGUGUUUCUCAUGGGCAGCGUGAGUAUUGUGGCUGCGCUGGUGCGGUUUGUCACGCUCAAGCUCGUUGAGCAUGUCCCGCGCGCGGAUAUUACGCAUACGAUUGACGUGUGGGCGCUUGUUGAGAUUGUCUCGUCGCUGCUUGCGGUUUGUCUGCCCAGCUUGCGGACAUUCGUGCGGACGCAUCGGCCGGCGUCGAGGAGCGAGAAGGAUAGCUGGCGCUCGAGAUCCGGGUCGAGGAGCACGCUGAGGGGUGCUGAGGGGGCGAGUUACCGGGGGGAUAGUAUUGUUAGUGGAAAGGAGCAUGUCCGCACAGUGUCGGAGGAGAUCGAGGAGCACUACUUUCGAGACAUCGAGGCCGCUAGUGGACAUCACACGAUCGUAGGAGAUGAGCUGGAUUUCGACGGCCAUGACAGCCCAGGCUCCGAAGACACGACUUCAAAUGUUUUGAGCGUUGGGGAGAUUUCGAGGCCGCCGAACUCACAGCAGACGGGACGGCGGCAGGAGGAGCGGCCGGGAGAGGCAUUUGCUUGAUGAGAUUUAUGUGGGGCGGAGUUGUUUGAAUGUUUGAGCAGCGCGUCACAUUGAUAUUGGAAGGGACCUGCUGCGUUUCAGCGAGGCGUUUGGGGAUGCUUUGGAUGAUUAUUAUACGAGCUCGGCACAACUGCGAUGUAGCUUUAUGACUUUACGAAUCUGAGCUUUUUCAAAGCGGACCUUUUGGAAGCGUGCCUGGUGACGUCUCUCUUUCCUUUCCAACUUCUCAAAUUGGUCAAUCCUGCACGUUAUCAGCGCUAAUGCUGUUUCAACA